Messenger RNA from Lactuca sativa (garden lettuce), 13770 nucleotides. The record is from RefSeq and is a predicted model, not a curated record. NCBI's taxonomy places the organism in Eukaryota, Viridiplantae, Streptophyta, Magnoliopsida, Asterales, Asteraceae.
GUAUGUGGGAACAGCCUGUGCAUGGGUCAAAGUACGAAAAUAAAGGGAUUGAAAACGAAAAAAAUCCAGGAUUGAAUUUUCGUUAACUAGUGUUUGGUUGAUAUUCUAUAUUAUCUUCUUAUAACUCAUUAAAAUGUGUAGCUCAUAAUUUGUGGGAAUCAACAUAUACAAAAGCUGAGAAUAAUAAAGCAUGAUUCCAAUAUCUUGUCAGUUCUUUUUCUAUUUCUUUUUCAUUCCUUCUCUCUCAUCUGGAGCUGAUACUUUAUCUGUGAAUAAAUCUCUCUAUGGAAACCAGACCCUUAUCUCUCUUGCUGAAAAUUUUGAAUUGGGUUUCUUUAAACCAGGUGAGUCUCAAAACUAUUACAUAGGAAUUUGGUACAAGAAAGUCAAAACAAGAACCAUAGUCUGGGUAGCAAAUAGAGAGACACCCAUCUCGGAUGCAUUCUCUUCUAAAUUACAAAUUGUCAAUGCUAACUUAGUGCUCUUAAAUGAGUCAAACACCCAAAUUUGGUCUACAAAUAUAAGCCCAAUGUUGUGUUCCAGCCUCCAAAGCUACAGUAGCCACCUUUGUUGACAAAAUGAGACCUAGGGUGACAAAGUCUUCCAACCCUAUGAUGAACACAGUUAAUGAAGGCAACUACAAUGGUGGCUGCCAAGACUAUAAAUAGAGACUUCAUUCUUCAGUUGUAAGCAUCCCAAACACAGAGAAACAUAUAGUAUAACACUUAGAGUGAGAGUGUUAGUGAGAGGGUUGGUUUUUUUGUAAUAGUUGAGUGUGAGUGUUGCUCCUCCUAUUGUAAUUCUAUUUUAGUGUUUAAUAGAAGAGUUUUCCAACCCCAACACCCAACACCUACACCCACAACUUCUGCAUGGGUGAUCUUCUUGAUGAUGGUAAUUUAGUUUUGAGAUAUAAUUUAAGUUCAAGUUCAAUCACACCAAUUUGGCAAAGUUUUGAUCAUCCAACCCAUACAUUCUUGCCUGGUGGUAAGUUGGGAUACAACAAGAGGACGAAUAUGAAGCAGAUUAUUACUUCAUGGAAAAGUAUAGAAGAUCCUGCAAGUGGUCUUUUUUCUGUAGAGAUCGACCAAACUGAGAAUCAGUAUCUACUUUUGUGGAAUAGAUCUCAGGUGUAUCUGGCUAGUGGAUCUUGGGAUGGUAAAAUAUUCAGCUCCAUGCCUGAAAUGAGAUCAAACAAUGUCAAUAACUUCAGCCACAUUGACAAUGAAAAUGAGAGUUAUUUUACAUUUUCUAUGUAUAAUUCUACACUUACUUCUAGAUGCAUCAUAGAUGUCUCAUGGCAGUUUCAGCUGCAUGCAUAUAUAGAAACUACUGCGGAAUGGGCUUUCUUUUGGUCUCAACCUAGAUAAGUAUGUACGAUCUAUGCUUUAUGUGGGGCUUUCGGUAGUUGCAGGCAGACUGAAUUUCCAUUAAUCUGUAAUUGUUUGACUGCUUUUGAGCCAAGAUCAGAGAUUGAUUGGAAUUUGAGUGAUUUCUCUGGUGGGUGUGUGAGAAAAACAGACUUCAGCUGUAGUGUUAGAGAACAAAAACCUGGGUUUGUUGUAGGUUAUGUCCCUCUCAAUUAUCUUCCCACAUAUCUUGAAAAUGAAAGUCUGGAAUUGGAUGAACCAGCAUGCAAAAGAUCUUGCUCGGAUGACUGCAGUUGUGAUGUAUAUGGUGUUAUCUCCAAUAAAUGUCUACUUUUGAAUAGUGAGAUCUUGAAUAAUAUAUCAAGUUUCUUUGUUUCAGAAGAUUCUAAUAGUCUGACAAUUCCAUUCAACAUCAAAGUUUCUUCGUCCGAUCUUGCUAACAUUACUGAAAAAAUCAAUACCAAAGUGCUAGUAGCAGCAUUGGCAUUAUAUUCUACAGAAGGGUGAAAAGACAAGGAAGGAAGUAGAGACAUGAACCGAGAUUAUUUAGAUUUGCAGUUUCAAGACAAUGGAAGAAAUGUUAGAAAUCUAGCAGAUCCAGGGAUAUUGAGUGCAGAAGACAGGAAAGGCAUUGAUGUACCUUUCAUUGAUUUUAAUACCAUACUAUCUGCCACAGAGAAUUUUUCGCUUUCAAAUAAACUUGGACAAGGGGGAUUUGGGCCUGUGUACAAGGUAACAACUCUUGAUUUUAGCUUAUUAAUAGCAUACUAUACUCAUAUCCUGUUGUCUCUGUAAGCAAAACAGGUGUUGUGAUUGCUGUGAAAAGAAAGGAAGAACAGAGUAGAACAGGGGAUUAAUUGCAAGGGUAUUUUGGGGCAAUUUUCUCCUGUAUUCAACUGAUAAAAAGACUGCAACAUACAACUCUUUAAAUAAUAAAGGGAAAAUGACUUAAAAGCCCAACGAAGUUUCCAAACCGUUCAAAAAACCCCAAUCAUGUUUUGUUUGUUCAAAAAAACCCAACAAACUUAACAUUUUGUCUAAAAAGCCCAACUAAGUUAGACUUUCCUGAAAGUCAAAUAAGAGAAACAGACGACGUGACUUAUUACCCUAUCGAUAAAAUGACUUGUUAGACCAACGAAGUUUCCAAAACGUUUAAAAAACUCCAAUCAUGUUUUGACUGUUCAAAAAAAACCCAACGAACUUAAACAAAACAAAAUUGGAAUUUUCUGGAUAGUUUGGAACUUUGUUGGACUUUUUAGACAAAAGGUUAAGUUCGUUGGGUUUUUUUGAACAAACAAAACAUGAUUGAGGUUUUUUGAAUGGUUUGGAAAUUUCGUUGGGCUUUUAAGUCAUUUUCCCAAUAAUAAAAGACUUCCAAUAAACUAGGACCACUGCUACCACUAUUUCAAUAACCAAUGGUUUAUUUAUUGACUCCUAAAAAUAUUGAUGACUAAAUCAAAUAAAACCAACAGACUAGGAAAAGUAAAUGACCAAGUCUUCUGUUGCAAGUUUGGAUUAUAGUCCAACAUGCUCCCCCUUAAUCCGAAGUUGCAUUUCCAACAUCUUUGACUCCCAAAAGUUCCUUCAUUUCAUUGAAUUUGACCCUUGCCAUUGCUUUUGUUAAGACAUCUGCACGUUGUUCUUCCAACCUGACAUACUUCACGAUGAUCUUUCCUUCCUCCACACAUUCACAUAUGAAAUGGAACCGAGCUUCAAUGUGCUUGCUUCUCCUGUCAAAAACGGGGUUUUUCAACAAUGAAAUCGCAGAUUUGUUGUCUACAUAAAGAACAACCGGACCAACUUGACGUUUGGUUAGAUGACUGAGUAGUGCCCGUAACCAAACACUUUGACAUGCUGCAGCUGUAGCUGUGAUGAACUCUGAUUCAUAUGACGAGAGUGCAACACUUUUCUGCUUUUGUGAGCACCAUGAAAUCAGAUUGUUGUUGAGGUAGAAUGCCAUUCCACUUGUACUCUUUCGAUCAUCGAUGUCUCCUUGCAAACUACUAUCGGUGUAAAGCCUGUCAAUGCCACACCUUCUUGUUGUGAAUAUCUAAGACCAGAAUGAAUAGAUCCCUUCACAUAUCGCAGAAUAUGCUUCACGGCCUGAUAAUGUUGGGUUCUGGGUUGCUCUAUGUACGUGCUCACAAUCCCAACAACAUAUGUGAGAUCGGGUCGGGUGUGAAGGAGAUACCGUAAACUGCCAACAAUACUUUUAAACACGGUUGGGUUUACGGGUUUUCCCUCACCAUGUUUGCUAAGCUACAGCUUCUGUUGCAUUGGUAUUUUGGUGGGAUUACAAUAUGCCAUUCCAGCCUUCUCUAGUAGUUUCUUUGCAUAAGUGGAUUGGCUCAAUGAAAUGCAUUCGUUCUCAUGUUUUACUUCAAUACCCAGGUAGUAUGAAAGAGGCCCCAAAGCACUCGUUUCAAAUUGACUUUGUAUCUGUUUUUUAAGCUUUCCAAUUGCACCAGUAUCGGUACCUGUUAUUAUCAUGUCAUCGACAUAAAUACCGAUAAUCAAGACAUCAUCACCAAUAUGUUUGGAGUACACCGCAUGCUCCACUGGGCAACGACUAAAACCAAGAGUUUUUAAGCUCUUGACUAGUCGAGUGUUCCAAGCUCUUGGGGGUUGGCGAAGGCCAUACAACGCCUUGAAUAACCUGUACACCUUUGAAGUUUAAUUUUCCUUCACAAACCCUUCAGGUUGGGUUACAUAAACUUUUUCCUGGAGCUCCCCAUUAAGGAAGCCUGAUUUCACAUCAAAGUGAUGAACCUCCCACCCUCUCGAUGCUGCAAGUGCAAGAAAUAACCUGAUUGUUUCCAUACGAGCAACGGGAGCGAACACUUCUUCAAAAUCGACACCGUGUUUUUGAACAUAUCCUUUCGCGACAAGUCAGGCUUUAUGCUUGAUCACAUUACCCUCCUAAUCCCUUUUUAGCCUAAAUACCCACUUCAAUCCAAUCGGCUUGUGACCGGUCGGUAGGUCGGUGAGUUCCCAGGUACGUUUUUUUUCAAUUGCUUCCCACUCGUUCUUCAUUGCAGCCUGCCAUUUAGCAUGUUUCACAGCAUGUGAAUAUGUUGUGGGUUCAUUGAUACGAUCCUAGACCACAAGCCACAGAAGACCCAUUGACCACAACUGGGCCAACCUUCCAAUCCAAUGAAGGAUCAACUUGAGCAACCCAAAAAGCAACAUAAAGUGUCUUUCACGUCUGCAUCAUUCUAGGAGGGAGACCUGGUCUUUCCUCAUGUGUCAAAUAAUGGAGUUAGUGCUCUUGUGUAGAAGCCACGUUUAGAUUAAGUGCAUGCAUGGUCAUUUAGUUAUUGUUGAGAGUCAGUUGUUAGUCAUUAUAUAAGUUGUAAUCUUUUGUUAGUGAAAAAAAGAUAGCAGAGAAAAUUGUUCCAAACCUGUGUUUCUUCUUAUUUCUAUCUUCUUGGAGGUUAACCCACUUAAGGGUCCUAUCAAUUUGGUGCUUUCAUUCUCAAUCUCCCCACCAUGCCUCCCCGGAAAGAUACUGCAACUGACAUACCUCCUAAACCAGAUCACCAACCAGCUACUAAUCCACCAGACCACAUUCAAGCUCUUCUCCAUCUUGCCACUGCCACCAAUACCCGACUUGACACCCUCACCACAAACGUUGCAAAUCUGAUCAACAUCAUGACGACUCAACACACCAACCAUCCACCACCUCCGCCGCCACAGCCACCGGCGUUCAAUCACAACCCCCGGCCACCGAAAAUCCAUCUCCCUACAUUUGACGGUUCUAAUCCUCUCAAUUGGCUGUUUCGAGCCACCAAUUACUUUGACUAUUAUUCCAUCCAACCCACCCAACGUCUCUCCUUGGCUCAAUUUUACUUUACCGGUGAGGCCCUGAGUUGGUACAAAUACUUAGCCAACAACAAUGUAACAUCCCGAAAUAUCAAGAGUAGAGUGGAAGGGCUAAAAGAGUAAUUGGGAAUGAGUGACUCGGCGAGUCCAUGGGUGGACUCGGCGAGUAGAGUCGCGACUGGGUCGCGUGUUAAGUAGCCGACUCGGCGAGUCAGUAAGAUGGACUCGGCGAGUAGGCGCUGAGUGGAGAAAACCCUAAUUCUCGGGGUUGAGCCCUAUAUAAAGAUCAUUAUGUUUUCCUCCCAGCCUCUUUGUUCCCCCUUAAGUUCCAGAAAUCCUAAAAUCGUGGAGAAGCACCAUUGUUGAGCAAUUUGAAGCUUGAAGAGGUGGUUGUUGAAGAGAUUCCAAAGAAGAAGAGGCUUGGAUCAAAGGGCUUUGCAAGGAUUCGGGAUAAUCUUCUCUUGGAGCUUCCUUUUGAGGUAUCUUUCCAUUGUUUGAGCUGCUAUUGUCUAGAUUCUUCAUUUUGGGGGUGUUGAGAUCAUAUCCUUUGGAUGUAUUGGAGUUUAGAGGCUAGAUCUGAGGUUGCUACCUCAGAUCUGGGAUGGAGAAGAGUUAGAAUGCAUGAAAGUCCCUGUGUUGAGUGUUGGAUGAAGCUAUCUUGUUCCAAACCUUAGCCCUAAUGUGCAAAAUGCAUAGAUCUCUUUGGAUUCAUGUAAAGUUUGCCACUUUACGUGAUGGAUGAGUUGUAGGAGGCUAGAUCUAUGUUUUGGAGCAAUUGCAUGGCCUGGAGUGCUUCUGUAUGGAUUCAGACCGGUGGUACUCGGAGAGUCACAUGGGUGGACUCGACGAGUUGCUUGAAGAUUGCCUGGAACUUGGCGAGUUGUAUGAACAACUCGGUGAGUAGGUUGAAGAUAGCCUUAGACUCAGCGAGUCUGUUCUUGGGCUCGACGAGUCUUGUUGAAGAGUCCCAGUAUUUUCUGGUCGAGUCGAGAAUCGGUGAGUCAAGGGAUGACUCAAUGAGUUGUGUGCGAGUGGACUCAGAGUUGUUGAACUCGACGAGUCUCGGGGUGACUCGGCGAGUUAGGUCGCGGUUUGAAGGAAGUUCUGAGUAUGGGGAUUCGGCGAGUCAUCGGGUUGACUCGGCGAGUAGAGUCAGUCAGGGGUUGAGUUUGACCUUGUUUUUGACCAAGGGUUGACCAGUGGUUUCCAGGGGCAUUUUAGUAAUUGUUGAUUGUUGUUUUGAGUUCAGUGCAUUGGCGGUUGUCCAGUGGUGGAGAUCGUAUCAGUGAUCGGAGCAGUUCGGGUUACCUGUUCAGUCGGCAGUUUCGAGGUGAGUUAUCCUCACUAUAUCAACAGGGUCUAAGGCACCAAGGCUGACCCUUAUCGGAUUGAGAUCCGGGUAGUUGUUAUUAUGUUGAUUGUUAUGUUAUGUUUGCAUCCCGAGAGCUAGGAUGGUAUAUAGAGACCUGUUUGAGAACGGUACCCUGAGAGAUAGGGAGAUGCUAUGCUAGUGACUUGUUAGGUCGGUAUCCUGGUUAGGAUGAUGAUAUGCUAUGUGAUCUGUUUGAUCUGCUUGUUGACUGUGAGUUGCUAUAUGAUUGUAUGUAUAUGUGCACAUGGUUGUUUGGACUGGAGUUGGGUUGAGGCGGGUCCUGCUGUGUGCUGUAGGCCAAGAUACCCAGGGCGGACCGGUUGUCCCGAAGGCCCAGCGAGCGGUCCGGAUAGGCUAUAGGCCCGAAAGGGCGGACCAGACGUGCCGAAGGCUCGGAGAGUGGACCAGAUAGACUGAAGGCCCGGUGCGGGCGGACCAGUCAUAUUGUAGACUCAGAGAGUGGACCAGGUGGAUUGAAGGCCCGGGAGCGGGCGGACCAAUCACACUGCAGACUCGAUGUAUGUGGAUAGACUCAGAGGGUGGACCAGGUGGACUGUAGGUCGGUGCGGCGGACCAGUCACACAGUAGAACCGAAGUGCAUGGCUGUUCUGUGAUCGGAUAUGUUAUGGCAUGUUAUGCGUGUAUGGUAUUUGUGGUUGGUAUUUUGGGGAUAUCUCAUUAAGCUUUCGGGCUUACAGUUGUGGUUUCAUGUUUUUCAGGUUCUUCAGGAGACUGUGACAAGGCGAAGGCGUGAUCGUAACGCUCCUCAUGAUUUCGUAGUAUUGUGAUUCUGGGAACACGUUAAAUGAAAACCUUUUUGUAUUGUGAUUUCGUAAUGCUCCUCAUGAUUUCGUAGUAUUGAAAACCUUUUUGUAAAGAUUUAAUGGAAUCGAGAUGUUUUUGAAAAAUUUAAAAUUGGUUGUACUUUUCGGUCAUUACAAGUUGGUAUCAAAGCCUUGGUUUGAGUGAAUUGGAGGAACAUUCGUGUGACUCCAGUCUCUAAUCGAGGAGAGUUUUCAAAAGAGUAUUUAAAAUGGUUUUCAAAAUGAGUAAGGGAGGACGUGGAGGUACGAUCAGCCGGAGCCAGUAAGUAACCCCAAAAUACCAUGCAUGUUAUGUGUUUUUGAGCUUUGAUAGAACAGCAUGCUAGUGAUAGGCUAGGGAUCUUCAGGAUUUCAUGAUAUGUUGCCUGAUUUGUGAUGCCUGUAGCCUAGGGUUCCUUAUGAGAUAUUUUCAGUGUUCCUCUAGUGGUGAGGGUUGAGCGUUGCUAUGCAUGUUUCUCUAGGGCGUUGUGGUAGUAUUUCAUACAAAUAUGGGUAGGUGUGGAAGGUAGUAUGGGCCCGUACUACUGAAAGCACAGGACCCAUACGCGUAUCAGGGAAACCAUGAUCUCUAGGGUGGGGUUGAGGGAGUUGGAACCCAGGAUGGUGGGAUGAGUCUGAGAUUUUGUGUGGUGUUUUUCAGUAUGGAGAUUCCGAAGCAUGAUGAGAGUGGAUCUGGAUCAGGAUCGGGAGCUGGAGAGAGAGUUCCGGGCGGAUCGGUGCCGCCCGAGGUUAUCAGUCAGAUGAGCACGAGCGAGUUGGAUGCGAGGAUUCAUGAGAUCCUGCAUGAUGAGACUGUUGAUUUGUUCUGGGCUGAGUUGCCGGAGCUGUUUGGGUCGAUUAAGACCGCCAUGGUUGAGUAUUUUGAUGAGCGCUAUGCAGCUCUCACUGAGACGGCUGCCGCGACAGCUACAGCGGCUGUAGCAGCGGCAGGGGGAGGAGCUAGUCGGGGUUUUCAGUAUCGGGACUUCGAUAAUACGAAGCCUCCCACAUUCGAUGGAGUUCAGGACCCGAUUGUUGCUAUGAGGUGGUUAUCAGACGUGGAGGGGUGUUUCUUCACGUGUUCAUGCCCUGCUGAUCAGAGGGUGAGGUGUGCUCUGAACCCGUUGAGGCUCGGGAUGAAGGAUUGGUGGAGAUUGACCACGGGGUCAUAUUCGGAGGCGCUGAGGGCUGCGGUAUCAUGGGAUCAAUUCCGAGAGAUGUUCAUCACUCGUUAUGUUCCGCAGGUUGAAAGGGAGAGAUUGGCUCAGGAGUUCCUUGAGCUGAAGCAGGAUUCGGAGUCGGUGACUGAGAUCACCAGGAUGUUCACUGAGAGGGCGAUGUUUUGCCCAGAGUUCGCUUCGGAGCAGGCUCAGAUGUCUCGAUAUCUAAGCAUGCUCAAGAGGGACAUCAGGCAGUUUGUGUCUGCGCAGAGGUGCGAGACAUUGUUGGAGUUGCAAGACGCCGCUAGGCGGCGUGAGUUAGAGAUUGAGUUGCAGUUGCGUGAGCUGAGGCAGGCUCUGGUGCAGUUGCAGCCGGUGCCGAAACGGUCCAAGACCGUUGAUGUUAGAGUGGGGGAUCUGAGCAGCCACACUUGUGGGAAGUGUGGGAGGGGUCACACCGGAGUUUGUAGGUCCGGUGGUGCAUGCCGCAAGUGCGGAAAGGAGGGGCACUAUGCGAGGGAUUGUCGGCAGUCAGCGCCAGUUCGGGAUUUGAGGAUUUGCUAUCAGUGUCAUCAGGUUGGGCAUUUGAGGGUCAACUGUCCACAGCUUGUUGCAGGACCGGUGCAGGCUCCAGCACCGGCCACUUUGAGGAUCACAGGUGGAGGUCAGGGUGGAGCGGAGCCCCCAAGGGCUCAGGGUCGUGCUUUUCAGCUUGUAGCAGAGGAGGGCAGGGCAGUGCCGGAUGCAGCUGCGGGUAUGUUUCUUUCUUGAUGUCUUGUUAUCUUGUGAUUAUUGUGGUGUAUUGUUUUGUGCUGGUAUCUUUGUGUGGUUUUCGAUGCGGUAUUCGUCAUUUUGCGGGUUAUGGUUUUGGUUAUGGGUUAUGGUUUUGGGAAUUCCGUUGGUUAUCAUUCAUGAGGGUUAUUAGUGGCAACCCGACAUUGGGUAUCAAGCCGGGUAGCAUCUGCGUUCUGAGGAGUGGUUGAUGCAGAUUGAGUUCUUUCGAGCAGGAUGAUCGGUGUUGAUGUGAGAUCUCGUUGAGUUUGUUUAUGUUUGUGGGAAGCAGUCCGUGUGUAAGGGAUUUCUUUGUGGAAGAGUUGUUUUGGGAGGUCGGUGAUGGCAACCAGUGGUUGAUAGUUAGUGCCCAAGUGGGGGAGAAUUGGAGAAUUCUCCGGGAGAUCGAUGAGUAAACGAAAGUGCUUAGCUGUUGGGAUUCAACAAGUGUUCUGUCAGCCCAGAGUAUAGGUUGAUAGGAGUGAGUAUCGAGCAUGCGGGGCGGGAUACAGACCUAGGGCAUUUGAUUGUGGAGGGCCUGGGAGCAGGCUGAGAUCAAGUAUGUAUGAUGGAGUUAGAGUUCGGAACCCCUCGAGGGCUAGAACGGUAUGCAUGGGAGAUUUUCUGGGAGGAUAGCCCGGAAUGUUGAAUGCUAGAUGAGCGGUCCGGAUAGACUGAAGUUCGGUAGGCGUACCAAUCAGGCCGAAAGCUCGGAGAACGGUCCAAUCAAACUGAAGGCACUGAGAGCGGUCCAGAUUGGCUGAAGGUUCUGACAGAGUGGUCCAGAUGGGCUGAAGGCCUGGUGAGGCGGUCUAGUCAUGCUGAAGACUCUGCAGGUAUCGUUGGAUCAGUUUGAGGAUAUGGAUUGUGUUCGUUGCAGUGCGUUUGCAUUAGAAGGUCUGGCCCUGGGUAGUGAUCAUGAUUAGUGGAGAUAGUGCAUGGGCUUGAGAGUCCCUGCUAUGAGAGUCAGAGUAUGUGUGUUGGAUGGAUAGCGGAUACGCUAAAGGGUGGUGUAGCGUUGGGCAAGCACCGUGGCACUUGUUAGAGUGGCAAUAUGGCCAAGUGGAUUCCUUGGAAAAAGGAGGUGAGAGAGGUGUGUAACUCCGAGAGGGAGUGCAAGUUCACGAAAGUGAGAGCGGCAGAGCAGAGUUAUGAUUUGAGUAAUUCGAGUAUGGUUUUUGAGCUGCGUGUUUGCGGCAGUGGGAUAGAAACUCAUCCGGUUUGGGAUGUCUGCUGGGGUUGCAGAGGAAUUCCGCAGAUGUAGAGCCAAGAGGCUCGGAAGGGGUGCAGGGAGAGAGCCUUGGGCUCUCAGUGUGAUUCAGAUCAGGGUAUGGGAUAUGUAUUAGCGGUUCAUCCUGGGGGAUGUUGGAGGAUAUCAUCAGUGUAUCAGGUUUUUCCCAACCUGAGGGUGCUGGAGAAGUCCAACAUGUGUAUGUGAAUGCCAGAGGAGAAUUCGUGGGAGUUGCUCUGAGAUUGAGAUUGGGUCUUUCCGUCGUCGCGGAAUGGAUAGAGUGGGAUUCGGAUCGGGGAUCCGAUGGUUCAUGGCUUUCUAAGCCCUUAUGGGUCGAGUGAAUGUUGAGAUUUGGGGCAGUGAUGCGUCAUGGGUAAUUCGCGGUUGUUGAGUGUGAUUAUCAGAGGGUACAACCGGUGCCCGGCUCGAGACGGUGAUCAGGACACCGUAAGGAAAAAGAAAGUGUGUUUGAGUUUCGAUGGGUAUGCCUUGAGGGACUUGGCCAGGUUAAGGCCAGGUGGCGCGUUGUGGGAGUAUCUUUGGGAUUGAAGUGUUGUAGGCUUCGAGGACGAAGCCUAAUUUAAGUGGGGGAGAAUUGUAACAUCCCGAAAUAUCAAGAGUAGAGUGGAAGGGCUAAAAGAGUAAUUGGGAAUGAGUGACUCGGCGAGUCCAUGGGUGGACUCGGCGAGUAGAGUCGCGACUGGGUCGCGUGUUAAGUAGCCGACUCGACGAGUCAGUAAGAUGGACUCGGCGAGUAGGCGCUGAGUGGAGAAAACCCUAAUUCUCGGGGUUGAGCCCUAUAUAAAGAUCAUUAUGUUUUCCUCCCAGCCUCUUUGUUCCCCCUUAAGUUCCAGAAACCCUAAAAUCGUGGAGAAGCACCAUUGUUGAGCAAUUUGGAGCUUGAAGAGGUGGUUGUUGAAGAGAUUCCAAAGAAGAAGAGGCUUGGAUCAAAGGGCUUUGCAAGGAUUCGGGAUAAUCUUCUCCUGGAGCUUCCUUUUGAGGUAUCUUUCCAUUGUUUGAGCUGCUAUUGUCUAGAUUCUUCAUUUUGGGGGUGUUGAGAUCAUAUCCUUUGGAUGUAUUGGAGUUUAGAGGCUAGAUCUGAGGUUGCUACCUCAGAUCUGGGAUGGAGAAGAGUUAGAAUGCAUGAAAGUCCCUGUGUUGAGUGUUGGAUGAAGCUAUCUUGUCCCAAACCUUAGCCCUAAUGUGCAAAAUGCAUAGAUCUCUUUGGAUUCACGUAAAGUUUGCCACUUUACGUGACGGAUGAGUUGUAGGAGGCUAGAUCUAUGUUUUGGAGCAAUUGCAUGGCCUGGAGUGCUUCUGUAUGGAUUCAGACCGGUGGUACUCAGCGAGUCACAUGGGUGGACUCGACGAGUUGCUUGAAGAUUGCCUGGAACUCGGCGAGUUGUAUGAACAACUCGGUGAGUAGGUUGAAGAUAGCCUUAGACUCGGCGAGUCUGUUCUUGGGCUCGACGAGUCUUGUCGAAGAGUCCCAGUAUUUUCUGGUCGAGUCGAGAAUCGGUGAGUCAAGGGAUGACUUGAUGAGUUGUGUGUGAGUGGACUCAGAGUUGUUGAACUCGACGAGUCUCAGGGUGACUCGGCGAGUUAGGUCGCGGUUUGAAGGAAGUUCUGAGUAUGGGGAUUCGGCGAGUCAUCGGGUUGACUCGACGAGUAGAGUCAGUCAGGGGUUGACUUUGACCUUGUUUUUGACCAAGGGUUGACCAGUGGUUUCCAGGGGCAUUUUAGUAAUUGUUGAUUGUUGUUUUGAGUUCAGUGCAUUGGCGGUUGUCCAGUGGUGGAGAUCGUAUCAAUGAUCGGAGCAGUUCGAGUUAUCGGUUCAGUCGGCAGUUUCGAGGUGAGUUAUCCUCACUAUAUCAACAGGGUCUAAGGCACCAAGGCCGGCCCUUAUCGGAUUGAGAUCCGGGUAGUUGUUAUUAUGUUGAUUGGUAUGUUAUGUUUGCAUCCCGAGAGCUAGGAUGGUAUAUAGAGAUCUGUUUGAGAACGGUACCCUGAGAGAUAGGGAGAUGCUAUGCUAGUGACCUGUUAGGUCGGUAUCCUGGUUAGGAUGAUGAUAUGCUAUGUGAUCUGUUUGAUCUGCUUGUUGACUGUGAGUUGCUAUAUGAUUGUAUGUAUAUGUGCACAUGGUUGUUUGGACUGGAGUUGGGUUGAGGCGGGUCCUGCUGUGUGCUGUAGGCCAAGAUACCCAGGGCGGACCGGUUGUCCCGAAGGCCCAGCGAGCGGUCCGGAUAGGCUGUAGGCCCGAAAGGGCGGACCAGACGUGCCGAAGGCUCGGAGAGUGGACCAGAUAGACUGAAGGCCCGGUGCGGGCGGACCAGUCAUAUUGUAGACUCAGAGAGUGGACCAGGUGGAUUGAAGGCCCGGGAGCGGGCGGACCAAUCACACUGCAGACUCGAUGUAUGUGGAUAGACUCAGAGGGUGGACCAGGUGGACUGUAGGUCGGUGCGGCGGACCAGUCACACAGUAGACCCGAAGUGCAUGGUUGUUCUAUGAUCGGAUAUGUUAUGGCAUGUUAUGCGUGUAUGGUAUUUGUGGUUGGUAUUUUAGGGAUAUCUCACUAGGCUUUCGGGCUUACAGUUGUGGUUUCAUGUUUUUCAGGUUCUUCAUGAGACUGUGGCAAGGCGAAGGCGUGAUCGUACCGCUCCUCAUGAUUUCGUAGUAUUGUGAUUCUGGGAACACGUUAAAUGUUUUGUAUUAAAAACCUUUUUGUAAAGAUUUAAUGGAAUCGAGAUGUUUUUGAAAAAUUUAAAAUUGGUUGUAGUUUUCGGUCAUUACAAACAACCUUUUCACUUCAUGGCCUGAUUUUUCCCGUGCUCUCGAACUACGCUUUGGCCCAUCAUCCUUUGAGAACCACCAAGCCGCCUUAUUCAAACUUCAACAAACUACCACGGUCACCGAGUAUGUCGCGAAUUUGGAACGGUUAAGCAAUAUGGUUGUUGGUUUGCAACCGGACGCAUUGCUUAAUUGUUUUGUUUCUGGUUUACGACCCACUAUCCAGAAUGAGUUAGCCAUCCUUAAACCUACUUCCUUCACCCAAGCAGUAGGCUUAGCAAAGCUCUUGGAAGAAAAACUCACUGUUGCUACUUCUUCCGCUGCUCUCAACCACACAGUGUCCCUUCCACCACCAGCUCUUUUGCCGACCCCCACCAUCAGGUCCUCCGUUUUGGUACCUGCCUCCGCCACUAUCACUUCUGUCGUACCAGCUGCUUCUGCACCACUGCCCACUGCU